Messenger RNA from Coffea eugenioides, 1594 nucleotides. RefSeq names its product casein kinase II subunit alpha-2. The coding region runs from base 150 to 1373 and encodes 407 amino acids. Gene Ontology annotation, molecular function: protein serine/threonine kinase activity; ATP binding. Lineage: Eukaryota; Viridiplantae; Streptophyta; Magnoliopsida; Gentianales; Rubiaceae. Gene Ontology annotation, biological process: protein phosphorylation. The transcript has 10 exons. Gene Ontology annotation, cellular component: cytosol; protein kinase CK2 complex; nucleus. The record is from RefSeq and is a predicted model, not a curated record.
AUAUUUUUUUUUCAUUCCACAGCAAACAGAACAAAACCAGCUUCCAAAUGCCCCACCACCCAUCAGGCCAUCAGCUCCCCAACUCCUCCGGCUACCUCUGACCCAUCUCGAUUUUGGUUUCUAAUGGUUGUCUAGGGGCAAGAAAUCACAUGAACCAUGUGCUCAACCACUCCAAAUCCCUAAACCUUCUUCGCGUCUUGCUAGUGUCUGCCGUGCUCGUGGUCUCCCGUGCACCCCUUGCACACCCUCCUUGUCUGCGCUGCCCCUUUCCGGCCAACUCCACAGCUCACGCCAUCUUAUCAGCAGCCGACGCCCUUAAUAAGAUUGAUAUCGACUUCUUUGAAUCAUCAAGGAUCUGCAGCUCAGCUAUUAUGUCCAAAUCCCGAGUCUACGCCGACAUUAAUGUUCUUCGCCCUAGAGAAUACUGGGAUUACGAGUCUCUCACUGUUCAGUGGGGUGAUCAAGAUGACUAUGAAGUUGUUCGGAAAGUUGGGAGGGGAAAAUACAGUGAAGUUUUUGAGGGGAUAAACGUCAACAGCAAUGAGCGGUGCGUAAUUAAGAUCCUGAAGCCUGUGAAGAAGAAAAAGAUAAAGAGAGAGAUCAAGAUUCUGCAGAAUCUUUGUGGGGGACCAAAUAUUGUCAAGCUACUGGAUAUCGUUAGAGAUCAGCACUCAAAAACUCCUAGCUUGAUUUUUGAGUAUGUCAACAGUACAGAUUUUAAGGUUUUGUAUCCAACAUUGACAGAUUACGACAUACGAUACUACAUUUAUGAGCUGCUAAAGGCAUUGGAUUACUGUCAUUCACAAGGAAUAAUGCAUAGGGAUGUGAAGCCUCAUAAUGUUAUGAUAGACCAUGAGUUGCGCAAACUUCGUUUGAUAGACUGGGGCCUCGCGGAGUUUUAUCACCCUGGCAAGGAGUAUAACGUUCGUGUGGCUUCAAGAUACUUCAAGGGGCCUGAACUUCUUGUUGAUUUGCAAGAUUAUGACUAUUCUCUGGAUAUGUGGAGCCUUGGUUGCAUGUUUGCUGGAAUGAUUUUUCGUAAGGAACCUUUCUUUUAUGGUCAUGACAACCAGGAUCAGCUUGUGAAAAUUGCAAAGGUUCUUGGAACAGAUGAAUUAAAUGCAUAUUUGCAUAAAUAUCAUCUAGAACUUGAUCCCCAACUUGAAACUCUUGUUGGGAGACACAGCAGGAAGCCCUGGUCAAAAUUUAUCAAUGCAGAUAAUCAGCAUCUAGUUUCACCUGAGGCUAUUGAUUUUCUUGACAAGCUUCUUCGCUACGAUCAUCAAGACAGGCUUACGGCAAGAGAAGCAAUGGCCCAUCCAUAUUUCUUGCAAGUAAGGGCUGCAGAAAGUAGCAGGCUGCGACCACAGUAGACUGACUGGUCACCACUGGUGUGUUAUCAAAAAUAGGAGCAGGUGCAUGAAGAACGAUGGCACAUAUCGUCUAUAAGAAACGAAUAUCUGGAAUUGGUGCAGUUGGAUUAGAUUGGACUGGAUAAUUUGUGUGACCAUACGGGUUUUGUAUCAAUUAGUCGACAUUUGUAUUUGUACCAGAUAGACAUUGAUUGAAAUGUAACAUACCUUUCUUCAUCAGA